Messenger RNA from Schistocerca nitens (vagrant locust), 489 nucleotides. Its product is annotated as probable chitinase 10. Gene Ontology annotation, cellular component: extracellular region. Bases 52 to 348 code for a protein of 98 amino acids. NCBI's taxonomy places the organism in Eukaryota, Metazoa, Arthropoda, Insecta, Orthoptera, Acrididae. Gene Ontology annotation, molecular function: chitin binding. The transcript has 3 exons. The record is from RefSeq and is a predicted model, not a curated record.
CAGAAAAUGGAUAUUUAAGCUCGCCAAAAUCGAGCGAGUCAACCAGAUGGAAUGCAGAAAACGAUCAUCAUGAGAGGUGUUCUCCUGACUUUGAGCUGCGUGCUAACUUCGCUGUUUGUUGUUAGCCAUGCAGCGCCCCUUAAACGUGACGAUGUGGUGCUGAUACUAAUUUCGGAGUGCACCGAGGCGGGAGAGCCGUUCCGCGUGCCUGGAAACUGCGCCAGCUUCCUGCAGUGCAUAGGUAAGGGGGUCGCGGCGCUCAAGCACUGUCCCGCCGGCCUAGAGUUCGACGCGGAGCACAAAGUGUGCGACUACCCGAUGUUCGCCGGCUGCUCUUCCUCCAAGUGAGGAAGAACUCUUGCCCCUCAGAAUUCUUAACUUCUGGUGGGCGGCGGUAUUUACGAGACUUUCUCAUAAAUCUAGGAUCAAGUAAAUAAUAAAACUUGUCAAUUUUUAUGGGAAAUAAAGAGACUGUUUGGUGAGCUAAAA